Paramecium octaurelia is the source of this 776-nucleotide messenger RNA. The record is from the annotation of a GenBank genome assembly. NCBI's taxonomy places the organism in Eukaryota, Ciliophora, Oligohymenophorea, Peniculida, Parameciidae.
AUGUAAAAUAUAUUAGACAGGUGUUCAAUACAUCAAAAAGUGGGGAUUGCUGUAGAAUGUUUGACAAGAGAUGAAUAUCAUUAUUCCAUUUUAUGUGAAAAUUGCUUAGCUGAAAGAGUUAGCAAUAAACAAAUAUUUUUAUUGAAAGACGCCAAAUUAGUGUUUGAAUAAUUCAGAUAACAGUGUUUAAGUGAAUUUGAACUAGAGUAGAAUGAGAAAACAAGUUUCUAUAAAAAUUUGCAAUCGAUUGUUUAGAAAUUGCAGAAUCAUUUUUUAGAAAUAUUUGAUUAGAUAAACAAUUAAAUAAAUGAAAAAUUAGAAUUCAUAACUCAAAUUUUUAGAGAAGGAUUAUUUUUAAGCAGAAAUUAAGAAACCUAAAUCUUAAAUCCUACCAUUAGAGAAUUUGGUGAAUAGUUAAUAGAGGAAAUAGCAAAAUUUGAGAAAAUUAGGAAUAUUGGUUAGUAAAAUGUAAUUGAUUUUCAGAAUCAAAUAUAAUAUUAGAUAUUGAAACUGCAGUAAAGUGAGAUAUUAAAUGAGUGUCUUGAAUUAUUAAUCUCUGUGGAUGAAGGGAACUAAAUUAAAGUGAAAGAGCAUAAUGGCAAAAAUGUGGAAUAUGAAAAGAAAAGUGUUUAAGUAUGAAUAUAUUAAUAUAUUGUUAAAAGAGAACUCCAAAGUUAGAUUUAAUGUGUAACGAGCACGAAAAAGAAAUAAUAAUAUUUGAUCUAAGUGAGUAGCAAUAAAGAGAGAAACGAGCAAGAUGUGUAGAANAACUUUGA